AUGUUGGAUCGACUUGGCGUCUUCAUCAGCUGUGCGAUUCCCUCCUUGCUAUUCUAUAUCCUCACGCGACGACCCGACGCCAACCCGAGUAAUGUCAUUCUAUCAGCGAUUGUGGUCCUUCAACUCUUGAUUCCCCUUGCUUUCAAUGGCGGUGGCGAGAUGCUGGAUAUGGCUGUGGUUGCUUUCUUUUCAUGCUAUGCGAGCUUUGGCAUGGUCCGCUAUAUGGCAGAUGAUGAACAACGUGUGGAGCCAUUUUACAAGGUGCUUGGACGAUGGAACGAUAGAAAAAAGGAAGGAGAACAAUCACAAGUACGCCACAACAAGGAGAUCCCAGCGAUACGGAAGGAUGCAAUAGGAUGGUUGAGCCAUGCAUUAUUGAUCGUCAUUGUAUCAGUGCCCAUAAUGGCUUUUUUGGAUGGAUUUUUGCGCAUGUGUAUCGAGCCAUUGGAUGUUCCUUACAUGACAUUACUUUUAACGGCACCCCAUCAAAUCCCGCCAAAGACGCUCAUUUACUACACCAUUGCCGGCACAGCUUUUCUUAUGCAUGUCGUAUUCGUCCCCUCUUUUAUUCAACUUGGUUACAGCAUUGAAUUGCUUAUCAGAUCAGUGAUGGGUUCUCAAGAGACGUUAAGGAAGCGAUAUGACGUGGUACACGCCUAUGUGCAUAGCCCGCCCCUGUUUGAUCGACCUUGGCUCUCCACAUCAAUCCAUGAACUUUGGUCAAGACGAUGGCAUCAAAUUCUACGAUGGGCAUUUGAAGAUAUUGUAUAUACACCGAUUUGUCAAGCAUUUCCACAAUACCCUGAUCUUGGACGUAUCCUGGGCACCAUGGCUGUAUUUGCUAUCUCGGGAUUCCUGCACGACUAUCUCCUCAUGGCCAUGUUUGGUUACCAAGAAUACAUGAAUCAACCCGGCAUUGCUGGUUUCCAGACACUCUUUUUCUUAUUACAAGGCAUGGCUACGCUCAUUUCAAGAAGAUCAUCCAUUGGAUUGCCCAUAUGGCUUGCACGAACCCUUACGUAUCUAUACAUUUUAUAUACUGCUCCCCUCUUUAUUGAACCUUUCUUGCAUAUUGGACUACAUCGAGAUGCCGAAAUGCCUGGAUACCCUCGUUUCUUUGACCCUCACAUGGAUAGUGUAUGUCCUUAUGGAUCAAGACCAUUUGUAUAA
Messenger RNA from Lichtheimia ornata, 1170 nucleotides. RefSeq lists its product as uncharacterized. The record is from RefSeq and is a predicted model, not a curated record. Gene Ontology annotation, biological process: lipid metabolic process. Bases 1 to 1170 code for a protein of 389 amino acids. Lineage: Eukaryota; Fungi; Mucoromycota; Mucoromycetes; Mucorales; Lichtheimiaceae. The transcript has 2 exons.